AAAUCAGUGCAGUGUUAGAAAAUUUGUGGGAGUGAGUGAGCUUCAAAGGGAUAAUAUUAUCAUCAUAGUAAUCUCAAUGGCUUCUGCUUCCCUCCUCAAGUCAUCUCCGGUUCUCGACAAAUCGGAGUUUGUGAAGGGGCAGACUCUCCUCCGCCAGCACUCCGUCUCCGUCCGCUGCCAGCCCUCCGCCCUCUCCAUUCGCGCCUCCUACGCCGAUGAGCUUGUUAAGACCGCGAAAACUGUUGCCUCUCCCGGGCGUGGAAUCCUAGCGAUGGACGAGUCAAACGCUACCUGCGGGAAGCGUUUGGCUUCGAUUGGCCUGGAAAACACUGAGGCCAACCGCCAAGCCUACCGAACACUGCUUGUCACAGCUCCGGGGCUUGGACAGUACAUCUCCGGCGCUAUCUUGUUUGAGGAGACUUUGUACCAAUCCACCGUUGACGGCAAGAAGAUCGUUGACAUCCUAGUCGAGCAGAACAUCGUGCCCGGGAUCAAAGUCGACAAGGGUCUUGUUCCCCUUGCGGGCUCGAACAACGAGUCAUGGUGCCAGGGAUUGGACGGUCUAGCCUCCCGCUCAGCGGCUUACUACGAGCAGGGAGCCAGAUUUGCCAAGUGGAGGACCGUUGUGAGCAUUCCUAACGGCCCUUCUGCACUGGCUGUGAAGGAGGCCGCGUGGGGCCUUGCUAGAUAUGCUGCUAUCUCACAGGACAACGGUUUGGUCCCAAUUGUAGAGCCAGAGAUCUUGCUUGAUGGUGAACAUUCAAUUGAGAGAACAUUCGAGGUUGCUCAACAAGUGUGGGCUGAGGUUUUCUUCUACUUAGCGGAAAACAAUGUCUUAUUCGAGGGAAUCCUGUUGAAACCUAGCAUGGUCACCCCCGGAGCUGAAAGCAAAGACAAGGCCACACCGGAGAAGGUUGCAGACCUCACUCUCACGCUCCUCAAGAGGAGAAUCCCUCCAUCCGUCCCCGGUAUCAUGUUCUUGUCUGGAGGACAAUCUGAGGUCGAGGCGACACUCAACUUGAACGCAAUGAACCAAGCCCCGAACCCAUGGCACGUGUCCUUCUCGUAUGCACGAGCCCUUCAGAACACAUGCCUGAAGACAUGGGGAGGAAGGCCCGAGAACGUGAAGGCAGCUCAAGAUGCCCUCCUCCUCAGAGCAAAGUCGAACUCACUUGCACAGCUUGGAAAGUACACCGGAGAGGGCGAGUCCGAGGAGGCCAAGAAGGAAUUGUUCGUUAAAGGAUACAGUUACUAAGCUGUCCAGUUGAAUGCUUGAUCAAAACAAUGGGGAAAGUAUCACCAAAUGUUUGAUUCUAGCUUAUGAUGUUUGGCCAUAGCCCUAGUACAAUACUUUCUGUUGUUUGUAAUUUUGAUUUGUAUGAUCACACUCUGGAUUUGUGGGAGCUUUUUCAGUUAAUUAAUCAUGUUUCAAUA
This is a messenger RNA of Salvia hispanica, 1434 nucleotides long. RefSeq names its product fructose-bisphosphate aldolase 1, chloroplastic. Gene Ontology annotation, molecular function: fructose-bisphosphate aldolase activity. NCBI's taxonomy places the organism in Eukaryota, Viridiplantae, Streptophyta, Magnoliopsida, Lamiales, Lamiaceae. The record is from RefSeq and is a predicted model, not a curated record. Gene Ontology annotation, biological process: glycolytic process.